AUGAGAAUGCACUAUAUGAGAAAAGGACAUCAGCUCGUCUGGGACUUUGCACUUGAAUACGACAGCGUUUCCGUUCUCCUCUACCAUUUGGAAAGAAAAGAAUUAUUGCUUGUUAAGCAGUUUAGACCUCCUGUUUUUAUUCACGCAGUCAGAGAAAGGCCAGAAAAUGUUGAAAAGUCUUUAAACGAGAUUGAAUGGAGUAAAUAUCCAAUAGAGUUGGGCGAGACGUUGGAACUUUGUGCUGGAUUAAUUGAUAAACCAGGAACUUCCACAUUGGAUCACAUCCAUCAAGAAAUUAUGGAAGAAUGUGGCUAUAAUGUGCCUACAGAUUUAAUUCAGCCAAUAAAACGUUAUGUGACUGGUGUUUCUACUUCUGGUUCCACACAACAUUUGUUUUAUGCAGAGAUUAACGAGUCAAUGCGCGUGUCUGAUGGUGGCGGUAAUCCGUCUGAAGGAGAAUUUAUCAAAAAAGUUUUUAUGAAGCCGGAAGAAGCAGUCAAAUUCCGUUCUGAUAUAAACAUUGCUAUAGCGCCACCUUCACUUUUGUUUGCUUUAACUUGGUGGCUAAAUGAACGGUGUCCUGCUUCUUAG
Meloidogyne enterolobii is the source of this 591-nucleotide messenger RNA. The record is from the annotation of a GenBank genome assembly. Lineage: Eukaryota; Metazoa; Nematoda; Chromadorea; Rhabditida; Meloidogynidae.